AUGAGAUUAUUGCUCAUAUUAACAAUCCUAAUUUUCGGUGUAAAUUGUGGCAGAAAACUCAGAUCUUGCUCAAUUGGAGGAUGUAAGCCGAAAUUUUCAGAGAAAAUUCCAGAAAUUAUUAAAAAACCUGUGGAAUUCACACCAAAACCAGGUAAAUUUGGGGCUAAAAAUCCAAGCUGUGGCCCAAAAUUCAGAAUUUUUUUACAGGUGUACUUGAGACACCAAAAGAACCUUGCAAGAAUCUAAUUUGCAUGGUCAGCAAUGAAAAAAAGAAAAUUCUUCUUGGUUUAUAA
Messenger RNA from Caenorhabditis angaria, 293 nucleotides. Lineage: Eukaryota; Metazoa; Nematoda; Chromadorea; Rhabditida; Rhabditidae. The record is from the annotation of a GenBank genome assembly.